Molecule: messenger RNA, 3317 nt
Organism: Physeter macrocephalus (sperm whale)
Lineage: Eukaryota; Metazoa; Chordata; Mammalia; Artiodactyla; Physeteridae
Gene: TRIM59
Product: tripartite motif containing 59
Exons: 1
Coding region: 182-1390 (402 amino acids)
Biological process (GO): negative regulation of canonical NF-kappaB signal transduction; innate immune response
Molecular function (GO): zinc ion binding; ubiquitin protein ligase activity
Source: RefSeq, a predicted model, not a curated record
UGAUUAAUUAUUCAGUGUUAGGAAUUGCAUUAUAUAGAAAGCUAAUUUUAAAAAUCUUACUCUUUUAAAUGACAAGUACAGUAUAUUAACAAUUUGGAGGUUAACACCUAAAACUUUACAUACUAUGUGCAUGUGUCUUUGUUAUAUGUAGAAUUAAAAUACUUUUUUCUCUUGACAGGAAAUGCACAAUUUUGAGGAUGAGUUAACAUGUCCCAUUUGUUACAGUAUUUUUGAAGAUCCUCGUGUACUACCAUGCUCUCAUACAUUUUGUAGAAAUUGCUUGGAAAAUGUUCUACAGGCAUCUGGUAACUUUUAUAUAUGGAGACCUUUACGCAUUCCACUCAAGUGCCCUAACUGCAGAAGUAUUAUUGAAAUUGCUCCUACUGGUAUUGAAUCUUUACCUGUUAAUUUUGCGUUAAGGGCUAUUAUUGAAAAGUACCAGCAAGAAGACCAUCCAGAUAUUGUCACCUGCCCUGAACAUUACAGGCAGCCGUUAAAUGUUUAUUGUCUCCUGGAUAAAAAAUUAGUUUGUGGUCAUUGCCUUACCAUAGGUCAACAUCAUGGUCAUCCUAUAGAUGACCUUCAGAGUGCCUAUAUGAAAGAAAAGGACACGCCUGAAAAACUGCUUGAACAGUUAACUGACACACACUGGACAGAUCUUACUCGUCUUAUUGAAAAGCUGGAAGAACAAAAAUCUCAUUCAGAGAAAAUGGUCCAAGGUGAUAAGGAAGUUGUUCUCCAGUAUUUUAAGGAGCUUAGUGAUACAUUAGAACAGAAAAAAAAAAUUUUCCUAACUGCUCUUUGUGAUGUUGGUGAUCUGAUUAAUCUAGAAUAUACUCCACAAAUUGAAAGAGUGAAAGAAAUAAGAGAGCAGCAGCUUGAAUUAGUGACACUGACAACAUCUUUACAAGAAGAGCCUCCUCUUAAAUUUCUUGAAAAAGUUGAUGAUGUCCGCCAACGUGUGCAGGUCUUGAAACAAAGACCACUCCCUGAGGUCCAACCUGUUGAAAUUUAUCCUCGAGUAAGCCAAGUACUGAAAGAAGAAUGGAGCAGAACAGAAAUUGGACAAAUUAAGAAACUUCUCAUUCCUGAAAUGAAAAUUUCUUCAAAAAGGAUGCCAUGUUCCUGGCCCGAUAAGGAGGAAAAAGAAGUUGAAUUUUUUAAGAUUCUAAACAUUGCUAUAGUUACACUAAUUUCAGUGAUGCUGAUGCUGAUCCUCUUUUUUAACCAACACAUAAUGACCUUUUUAAAUGAAAUCACUUCAAUAUAUUUUUCUGAAGCCUCUCUAUCUGUUUACCAAAGUUUAUAUAAGAAUGUGCAUGAUUUAAAGAAUACAGUAUGUCACACUUUAUAUUUACUGAAGGAAUUCAUGUGGAAAAUAAUUUGUUGAAAAUUCGAAUCUGAAUUGUUUAAGUAGGCUUAUUCUGUACAGCAGAGACUAAUGACCAUUGCUAAAUGGAGCAAUAGGGGUAGCAUGGAUAAAUAAAAUAGCAAGCUAAAGUUUAUUAGAGUUGCAAUAUAAAUAAUCCCUUUCAUGCUUCUGUUGAAUAGAAAAUGUGUCAUCAAAAGUUAGAAAUGAGACAGAAUGUCUCGUUUUCUGAAAACCAGAACAAAAUCUAGUAAUUGAUUUUUGAGUAUUAUCCCAUUUUUAUUGGUUUGAGAGGUUGACUUAAUAUCACUGUGAUAUUUAAAUAUUCUUGUACCAAUAUUAUCUUUUAGCAUUAUAUACUGCAUUGGUUGGCUCUGCAGUUCUUUGUGUAUACGUAGCUUUUAAUUAAAACAUGGCAAAAUCCCGAAAGGUAUAAGCUUGACACUUUUGAAUGGACAAAUAAGGAUGGUGAGAAGAGGUUUUAAAUUCAAGUAGCAAAGUCUCAGAGUGGAUUGCUUACAUUAAAGAUGUGUUUGAUCAAAUGUACCUGAUCCACACACAUUAAUGUGUUUUAGGUAGAUUUAAGAGCUCUAAAAUGUUUAUAUCAGCAUUCACUCCUAAUAAAACUAUUGCUUUGGGAAAUCUAAAGUGCCAUUAGGGACCAACCAGUAACAUUCCCUAGUACUUAUUUCUAUGGUUUGUGUAAGUUUAUUUUAGGAUUGUAUUUAACUUUUGUGUGGUCUUAGUCAUGUCAGUCAAAUCAGUUAUUGGCUAAAAACUCUAAAACAUGUUACUAGAAUGGAAUAUUAUUGAUAUAUCCCACCCUCAUCAUAUUUGAAUGGCAUCAUGUUAACUGUUGUCUAAAAUUGUCGUAAAUUUUCUGUUGAACUUUCUCUUAUGCUAAUACCAAAGUACCAAUAAUUCGAUCUUAUUUUCUUGGAUUGUGUUAUAAAGGGAGCCUACUUAGUUAUUAAGUCAUAUCCCUUUGAUUUGGUUUCCUUUUUAUUAACAGACUGAACCGUGGUGCUUGUGGUAGGACUCUUAGCCCUUUUGUCCUUGUAACCCUAAGUACAAGCUCACUCACUUUCCAGAAAUUCCAAGUUGGCUGUUAGCUCUUGGAUCACAUAUUUAGGAGCCUUACUUAGUUCACAGAUUUUCCAGGUCAGAUUAGGUCCUAGAGCUGUGACUGUACUCAGGGCACUAGUUCUAAAAUACUCCUUAGUGUCUUAUCUACUGAGAACAAGUCUGAACCUAAGAUGGCUGGCUGUAUUGUCAAUUUAUGAUCAGCAUCAAAAUAUCAAUUAGAAUAGCACGACUAACUUGUGUGGGCAAAGAACAUCUGGAGGUGGAGGAGGUAUAUAUUCAGCUUACCAACUAACUUUAGACUGAAGUUGCAUCGACUUGAUUAAAGUAAUAGUUACAACACAAAAAUGCCACAUACUUUUUGGAAUAUGUAUAAAUAUUAGUAAGCACUGAAAUGUUUGUUAGGUAUUGUGUCAAAAAUGUGAUCUCAUAUUUCUCAAGUGUGUAUUAAUCCUCACUUUUUGUAGAUUAGGAAACAGACACAAAAGUAAAUUGCCCAAGGCCAUGUAUCUAGUAUAUGAGAGACUCCAUGUAUUCUUUUCAGAGUUCAUCUGUUGGGCUACCUUUAAAGGAUUUAAGCCAAGAUUUUUAAAGUAAAUUAGGGUUUCUAAUUAAUAUAUGUCUAUGAAUCACAGCUAAAAACGGAAGCAUUUUAAGUUUGACCUUAAUAUUUUUUGUAACUUGCCAGUUUUUAGUAGAACUUUACUGUUGGAUAAAUUUUAUGUAGUGUGCAUGAAUAUAGUCAAAUAUACAAAUAACUGAGUCUUAUACAUGCUCUGUUUGUAUUUUUAUCAGGAGGAUGCGACUGUAAAAUUUAAAGUAUGUAAUCCUGAAAUAUUUCUAAGUUUUUAUGUAUAACAAAAGU